UCAGUAUGCUAAAACCUGUAUCUUUUUUAACAGGUACUUCAGUCGCCUGGUUGUUCUGUAUGUUGAAAAAAGUACAAAAACUAAAGUAGGAGGUGAUGCAAUGGUUUUGGAGGAACACGCUAAGGCAGCUUCUGCAGCACUCCCAAUGGUUAUGCAGGUCUUGACCACCAAGCUCGACAUUGAAGAUGUACACAAUGAAUGCAGACGGUUAAAGGUGAUGCUACCAGUCGAAAUGCGUAUACUUGAGGGUAUAGCCCUGAACGUGUACGUCACUAGACAGAUCUUAAACCUUGCUGGGCGCUAUGGUUAUAUGAAGUUGGUGAAUGAGUACGUUCAUGAAAUGAUGGUUCCAUAUUACAAACGCCAGUUGUCUAGUGCCGCACUACCGAGAGAGCCAAAUGUACAAGCCCCAACAAACAAUGAUGUGCAGUCUGUGGUUUAUGUAGAGAAAAUCACCACAAACACAGCUGCAAUCAUCAAAGGUGGAUCUGUUCUGGCAGUGGAUCAGUCUAUAAUAAGGGAGAUAGAUACCAUCGGCAACUAUGGGGCAGUCCGAAACAAGCCGACAAAGGUUAAUGGAAGGACCAGAAAAAUGGUACAUAUCCCUACCAGGAACCUUCAUCCAGACCUUGUCAGAGAGGUAGAGAAAUGCCUGGGACCCACUGAAACUACAGCACCUUCAACUCCUACCGCAUCUGCAACAACAUCUACAAGAACAACUCCUGAAAUCCUGACAACCUCACAUACACCUAGAUCUACCUCUGAACCUCAAGAUUCACCACCUACCACAUCUGCAACAACAUCUACAAGAACAACUCCUGAAGUCAAGACAACCUCACAUACACCUAGAUCUACCUCUGAACCUCAAGAUUCACCACCUACCACAUCUGCAACAACAUCUACACCAACAACUCCUGAAAUCAAGACAACCUCACAUACACCUAGAUCUACAUCUGAAACUCAAGAAUCACCUGUAUCCACUUCACUGACUGAUCAAAGACAUACACCACCAGCUGCAACUCCAUUACAGACAGUCAGCACUCACUCAAAUAAAGCCCCAGUGCAGCUGGUUAAGGGGAAAAGGAAAUUAGACAUGUUAUUGCUGCCCACUGAAGUGUCGGCCGACGAAUUAUGUAAAAAGUGCUUUAAGCGAGGGAGAAGUGGCAUGCGGUGGGUUGAGUGCGAGAUAUGUGAACAGUGGUAUCAUGCAACAUGCAUGGAGAUAGGAAGGACACAAUAUAUGAAAAUUCAAAGGAACGAAACGACUUGGGAAUGUUGUUGAUACUAUUAUAAAUAGUUCAGUGUUAGGUUCUCUGAUCAUUGCAAAUUUUGCACCAGUUUACUGAAUAUAUUGCUGAUUAAUCUUCUAUAUGAAUAAAAAUUGAAAUAUUUGGUAUACAAAAAAAUGACCUUUUCAAAAUAUCUGAAAGCAAAAUGGACAACUCUUAUAUUGACAGUGUUUCAAUGAUUUUAGGAAUUCCCCAAUGAUAGUUUAUGAUUCAAACGUUUCCACAGCUUAAUAACUUCAAUACAGUAUUGUAUAUCUUUCUUCUACUGUCAACAUUUUGAAAGAGGCUAUACUGAACUUUCUUGAAAAUUCAAAACCCAAGACUAGCCAGGAGUCCAAAAGAAAAUGACAUGCUUUUCAUUAUGCUUUACAUGCUUUACAGACCAUUUCAAAAACUGACCUGAAAGAAAUUUUUAACUAACUCCUUUAAAAUUUUACCAUCAAUAUUUUCACUCAAUUUAGGUGAUAAAUGUAAAUGAGAAGUUGAGAAGGCCCAACAAAAAACAGUUUAUAUAUAUCUGAAGUUAUAAACCCCACACAAUAACUCGAACAAUAACUAAUUAUGAUUUUUCAUCAUUGAAACAUUUCAAUACCUAAACAUUUUUGUAUAAUAUUACUGACAAUUUUUUGGAGCAUGAGGACCAUGACAAUUAAACAAUCAAAGGCCUGAAGGGCCCGAGUCGGCUAAUGAUUGAUGUACUGACAGUAUAGUCUACCAGUUUCAGUUUGUUUUUAGUUUUUUUCUUAAAAUUUCAUAACACAGCUCGAUAUUUACCCAAAAUAUUAUAUCCGGAUACGAUUACACUUUUCUCCAGUUUCAACAAUAUAUUUUACAAAUUGUGAUGAUACGAAGACAUUUAGCAGCAAUUGGCAGUAUCUGACAUUGAAGUUUACGGUUAAAUUACCUCUUAUUUAAAUCUUUUCAUAAAAAAGUUGUUUCGUUUCGUGAAAGCAGCCAAACAUAGACGAUCUACUUUCGAUUUCAAAAACUACAGGAAAAUACAAUUUAAUGUUUCGCCGAUUUGUUUAUUUCUCGAAAAAUAAGAAUUAAAAUCAUUUUUAAUAUCAGUAGUAACUAAACAAACCAGUAAGAGCUUCUUCUUCUGAUAAUUUAUCCGUUUACUGACUGCAAAAUUCAACCCACGCAAAGUUUAUAGAAAUCAUACAAUGCGUGUUUACGUUCAAUGUGGGAGAAUUAAGGCUGAUCGGCUAUGUUACCUAACGCAUCCAGAUGAUUCAGAUUUUGUUUUUAAAAA
Mercenaria mercenaria is the source of this 2544-nucleotide messenger RNA. Its product is annotated as mucin-5AC-like. The record is from RefSeq and is a predicted model, not a curated record. The transcript has 4 exons. The coding region runs from base 101 to 1282 and encodes 393 amino acids. NCBI's taxonomy places the organism in Eukaryota, Metazoa, Mollusca, Bivalvia, Venerida, Veneridae.